UUUUUUUGGUAACUGGCCAACCCACCCGAUGCUGUAAUUUCUGUUUAAUUACACUAAUAGCAUAAAUGUAUUUUUAUAAUUGCUAUUUCGUUUAAAUCUAAAGAAAAUUCACCUGCCUCGUUGACUUAACCAACCAAAUUCGAGCUGUCAUUUUCCCUCCCAAAAACGGCACUGGAAUUAUUAGAAUGCUACGGUCUCAUUUCUGUAAAAAUAAUCGAUUUUCUUGUGGAUAAUUUCGUCCAAACUACUAAUGCCUAACAAAUGUGGUGUGCCUAAAUUUUUUUAAUUUUGAAAAAACCAAAAGAGAAAAAGUAACAAAAAAGGGGAGAGAUGUUCUGUUAGUACGUAUAUACAAUUGUUCUAUUUGGUGUACUGAAAAAUAACACAAAAUCUCAAACAAUCAAUUCAUUUUUUUUUUUUUUGGGGGAAAUGUUUAUACAUUGUUUGAAUCAUAAAAUAAAAAAAAUCUUCCUGUGUGGCUAGCCAAUGGCUAAAUGAUGAUGAUGGUGAUAAGUAUAGUAAGAAUGAAACAGGAAUAUCUUGGGAGCAUUAAAUUGCAGUGUUAAGAACUAACCAAAAAAUAUUCUCCCUUUUUCUACUGGAAUUGAUAAUAAUAAUUGGGAUAGCAAACAAGAAAUAUCUGCAAAUAGAGAAUCAUAAUACGUAUCUUUGGCAUUAAAUUGUCACACAUGGAAAUUUCCAUUAUAUAUAGCAAUCAUCCAUAUCAAACAAGAAACCAUCAUCACUCAAGAAUUCCAUAUACUUCUUCUUCCCUUUUUCCUUGUCUCAUAUCUCCUUUUUGUGUGUUAAGCAACAAACAGGAAAAAAAAAAUGACUCGUAAGAAGGUAAAACUUGCUUACAUAGUGAAUGAUUCAGCAAGGAAAGCCACGUUCAAGAAGAGGAAGAAAGGCCUAAUGAAGAAGGUGAGUGAAUUGAGUACUCUAUGCGGGAUCGAUGCCUGUGCCAUAAUCUACAGCCCUUAUGAUGCUCAGCCCGAGGUGUGGCCCAAUCCGGCUGGAGUCCAGCGGGUCAUUGCUCAGUUCAAGAGGAUGCCGGAAAUGGAGCAGAGCAAAAAAAUGGUUAACCAAGAGAGUUUCAUCCGGCAGAGGAUUGCUAAAGCCGGUGAACAGCUGAAGAAACUUCACAAAGAGAACCGGGAGAAACAUAUCACGGAGGUGAUGUUCCAAUGUCUGACCGGAAAAGCGGUUCAAGGAAUGCCUAUUGCUGAUCUCAAUGACGUGGGGUGGUUGCUUGAUCAGAAGCUCAAGGAGAUUCACAAGAAGAUGGAGUCCCUCAAGAGAUCUCCACCCGAUCCGCCAGUUGUGUCGCUGCCGCCGCCACCACCGUCGAUGGCUGCUCCUCCUCCCCCUCCUACUACUCCAGGGGCAGCUUCGUCAUCGAUGCAGGUGGGUAUGGAUGGUCCCCACAGGACACAAUGGUUUGGUGAUUGGAUGAAUAACCCUAAUGAUCAAAACAUGGGUUUUGGUAAUGGGGAAGAGAUGCUGAUGCAGUUUCCUGAUAACCAGAAUUCUAUGUGGAAUAGUGCUUUCUUCCCUUGAUUAAUUCAAGUUUGAACUAAGAAGGAUUUGAUUGAUCACCAUAUAUAUGUGCUUGUCGAGCACAUAUAAUUCUCUAGGUUUUAUGUUUUAAUAAUUUGUGUCGUUUCUUUUUCUUUUUUUUGUUUCUUAUGUUUUUUUUUCGUGUUAUGCCUUUAAUAUGUUGUGCUGUUUAAUCAUUGUUUGAUCUUAUAUUUGGGAGUCUGUAAGCCGUUAUUUCAUAUUGUCAUGUUAUAAUAAACUACGAGUCUUUUAUUAUCCCAAUUGAUUGAUUUAUAUGAUUUUCAG
Oldenlandia corymbosa var. corymbosa is the source of this 1845-nucleotide messenger RNA. The record is from the annotation of a GenBank genome assembly. NCBI's taxonomy places the organism in Eukaryota, Viridiplantae, Streptophyta, Magnoliopsida, Gentianales, Rubiaceae.